Indicator indicator is the source of this 6889-nucleotide messenger RNA. RefSeq names its product C2 domain containing 3 centriole elongation regulator (gene C2CD3). Gene Ontology annotation, cellular component: centriole; centriolar satellite. The transcript is spliced from 33 exons. The record is from RefSeq and is a predicted model, not a curated record. Gene Ontology annotation, biological process: cilium assembly; centriole elongation. The coding region runs from base 1 to 6873 and encodes 2290 amino acids. Lineage: Eukaryota; Metazoa; Chordata; Aves; Piciformes; Indicatoridae.
AUGAGGCAGAAGAGGCCCAGAGCGCUCAGCCCGGCGGCAGCCCGGCGGAGGGGAGGUAACGGCGAGGUCCCCGCCUCCACCAGCCUGCCGCCGCUCGUCGAGGGUCCGCUGCGCUGCUUUCUGCGCUGCACCGUCUCCAGGCUUCUAUGGACGGUCGCCAAGCCGCCCGCCGCUGCCCUGGUCCGGCUGAGGUGGUGGGGGGAGACCUCGGACGGGACCGUGUUCCAGCCUGCCGCCCGGCCGGGACAGCCGGCGGGCAGAACCAGCGCCCGCUACGCCGUCCGCUGCGGCACCAGGCAGUUCGCUGCCUACCUGACAGACAUGGCUGUGCUUGUCCUGGAGGUGAUGACCAAACCUGAGCAUCUUCCAGCUGGCAGAGUGCACAUCACUGGCCUGUCCCAGCUCUCUCCCAGCAACCCCAUCAAGGGCUGCUUCUCCAUAGUGUCACCAACAGCUGAGAAGCUGGGAGAGCUGCAGGUCUCCCUUGUUCUAGAACCUCUGCCAGAGCUGUAUGACACCAGCAGCUCCAUCCCAACCACAGAUGCAAGCUUGGAUCCUCCUCCUGCUCAGGGAAGGAGCAAGCUCCAGUUUCUGGCUCCAUCCCAGCAGCCCCCAGUGACUGUUGGUGACCAAGAGUUUGGUGACAACAGCAAAGCCACCACUCCCAGAAGAAAAGACCAUCUGCUCUUGGAAGAGAACUCUGAAAACAUCAAAGACCCUUUGGCUGCUCCUCAUCACCACCUGAUUUUGCCAGAAGAUUCUUUGCAGGUGAAUCCCUCAGAGCACCAAGUCUCAUUCUCCACCAGCACUGACCUGGAAGCAUCUCCCAGAACCAACCUGAGGUUGCUCUCCUUGCAUAACCCAGCUACAAAAGACCUGCUCUCAGCAAUCCUGGAUCAAGGCAAGAAACUCCGUGAUGCCAUGGUUGUGUCUGCCAUGAAAUCCACCCCAGACAUGGAGCUGGAACUCCAUCAGGUGUCUCCUUUCAGUGAGGGAGAAGGUCUCAAAGCACCAGCAAAGAGCCCCAAAAGCUUCACCUCCAACUUUGUGCCUGGUGCUGAUGAUCCCAAGCUCCCCACAUCCCAGGCUGCAGGUCACCCAUGGGACCUAACCUCUGAGGAGAGAGCAAUAGAGUUGCUCUUGGGCAGCUCUGAUUUGUCUCCUGUGCACCUCUGGGACCGGACAAGUUCCCUGUUGGAGUCACUGUCUCUGGGCAGUGAGGUCUAUGAGAGUGAGCUCAAUGAUCCCCAUUAUGACCAGAGCCUGCUGGAGAGUCUUUUUUACUCAGCUCCUAAAUCUGACUCCAGCCUCAGUGAUUUCCUCAGUGAUGAUGAUGUGAACUCCUCCAAAAAGGUGACCAAGAGAGAAGCUCUCAAGAAGGCUGCUCCAAUGAUUCCCCAGAAGGACUCUGAGCAGGAUCAGAAGGUGACAGAAAUUCAAUCCAGUUUGUCUCCUGCUAGGCCAUUUGCUCCUCCACAAGACCAAGCAGAAGGCGUUUCUGUGAGGUCCUUGGGUGCAGACAGGUUGGCAGUGCUGGAGCGAAUCCACCUGGCCAGAGUCAUCAUUGGGAGCUUGAAAAUCCCUCCUGAGAGCAUCCAGAGAAGCCCAAGGAAGAAAGGGCUGAUGGGGAAACCCCCAAGGCCUGCAGCCCUCACCAAGUGCACCUUCUUUGUGGAGUUCCACUUCCCUGUGGGAGCCUCCAAGGAUGACAGGGGCCAGGUGUCCCUCUCCACAGAAGUGAUUCGAGUGGCCUCCAGUAAAGUCACAGAUGAUGUGGUGAAGUUCCAGCAGCACUUUGUCCUCCCUGUUGCCUUUGGGAGAAGCCUGAUAGAGCACUGGUGGAGCUCUGAGCUUGCUUUCAAAGUCUACAUGAGGAAGAGCACCCAGAAGAAGCCAGUGGCCAUUGGCUCAGCUGCACUCUGGUUACGUCAGGUUCUUGAGUCUGAGCUGCUCAGAGUCAGCUGUGAGGUAGCUGUGGAGAAAGAGGGAGCUCAGCCACAGGUUGGACCACUGAAGGUGUCCUUAGAGCUUGCAGCUGACAACAAAGACCUCACCCACACCACUGCCAGGUCCCCUGCUCCUGCCCAGCCAUUCCCAGCUCAUGCCAUAAGAAGUCCUCAGCAGGAGCCCACCAGGAAGUGUGGCAUUGGAGGAAGCCCUCCCAGCCUGAACCUUCCCACCUGGGAGGACUCCCCGAAGACAGCAGCAAGCAGCACAAAGCCUCCAUGGCCUGCACCAAGCUCUGCUGCCCAGAAGGUGGAGGCACAGCUCAGCAGGCCUGAAGAGGAAGGUUUGCUCCUGCACAUGCUGCUGAUGGUGCCUGAGGGCAAGGACUUUGUGGUGGAAGGCUCUGGGCUGCAGGGCUCUUGUAAUGUGUACCUGAACUGCAGGCUGCUCAGCUCUGAGGAGGCCACCAGCUCUGCUGUGGUUUGGGGCACCACACAGCCUGCCUUUGACUUCUCCCAGGUGAUGCCUUUUCCCUUGACUUCCAAACUCUUGGAGAGGCUGAAGAACAACGUCCUGGUCCUGGAAGCCUGGAACAAGAUGGGAAGCUGUGACAGGCUGCUGGGUCUGGUGAAGCUUCCUCUGCACCAGUUCUACAUCUCCUUCAAAGAUCCAAAGAUUUCUCACCUGCUCCUCCAAGCUCAGUACCCAGUGGUGGCUGUGGACAGCUACAUGCCUGUGGUGGAUGUCUUCACUGGCAGCAGAAGUGGCAGCCUGAAGGUCAUUCUGGCCAUGGGCUCAGCUGAGCAAAUUGUGGCCCUGCAGAGGCUCAAAGCUGAAGAAGGAAAGGUUCCUGCUGUGCCCCAGCAUGCAGCCCACUGCCUGGAUCCUGCUCCUCUGGACCUCACCAUGGUAUCAGAGGCAGAAGGGGAAGGUGUGAUGAUGGAGCACAUGUUUGAGAUCCAUGUGGAGAGCAUGAAAGGCCUCAGUCCCCUGCAGGCCACAGUCUGGGGAGAGGCUGACUGCUAUGUCCAGUACCGUUUCCCAGCUCAAGAGCCUGCUGCUGGCCCACUGCAAGGAGCUGAAUGGCCUGAGGAUGGCAUCCAGCUGAAGCCCUUCCGCACUGCCACCACCCUCUGUGUCCCUGAUCCCAUCUUUCAUGAUGGACAUCUGCAUUCUUUCCUGGUUCCUGCUGGUGUCCCAGUCCAGAAGCUCCUGCUCAGUGCAUUUAUGGCACCAGGAGGGAGUGGAGGAGGAAUCCAGUUUGAAGUUUGGUGCAGGUAUUACUACCCCAAUGUCAGGGACCAGAUGGUUGCCAAGGGGACCUUGCCCUUGUCCCGGCUCUGCGCCAUGGUCACCAAGCAGCACCGAGAGGAGGUUGGGAUGCAGACUUUUAAUCUUCCACUGGUCCCCAGGACUGAGCCCUCAGAGGGAUUUCAUCUCAGGUCUUCAGGCUUGCUUGAUGUGAGUGUGAGGUACCAAAGAUGCAUGAGGCCAGGAGCAGGAAGAUCUCCAGGUCAAGCUGUUGUCCUUUCUGUACAGAUCCACAGAGCAGCAGGCUUGCAAGCAGCAGCCAGAGCUGUGUGCCAGAGGAACCCUUCAGUGCAGUGCCCUGCAGAGCUGGGGGUCAACUCCUACGUCAGUGUCCACCUCCCCUUCCUGCCCCAGGCCGGCAGGCGCCGCACCCCGGCUGUGCCUUCCACCUUCUGCCCAGAGUUCCAGCAGCAGCUGCACUUCCCUUGCAGCCUCAUCAGCCACAGGAGUGGUGGGGAAGCUGCUUCCCUAGGGGAGAUCUUGCACUCUGCCAGGAUUGUCUUCUCCAUUUACCACCAGAGCACCAAGGCAGCCCCUGGCACCCUGGCAGCUCAGGCAUCAAGAGAUUCUCUCCUGGGGACUGUGACAAUUCCAACCAGGGACCUGCUGAGGCGAGCUUCAGGCAUUUCAGGCUGGUUCCCAGUGACCCUCUCUGAAGAUGUGAUGCCUUCAAGCUUCAUGCAGGCCAUUGUGGGAGGCCUGGAGCUCUCUGUCACCUUUGCUCAUCCUGAAGACCGAGGACGUGUCCUGGAGGCUGCCAAGCUCUUAGGCUGGAGUGAGGAAAGCCAUGAGGCCACCAUGGGUGACAGUGAUGAAUGGGAGGACAAUGCCCAGCCAGUGAUGGUGACCAUCUCCACCCCAAAACUGUGGCUGCCACUCCAUUGUGUGCUGCUUGCAGGCCAGAAGAACCUGGACCCAAACUCUUGUUGCUACCUCAGGUAUAAGCUGCAUGACCAGGAAGCCACUUGGACGUCUCUCCAGAGGCCCAAAAUGAGUCAGGACACCAAGAAGGUGACAGUCAGCUUCAAGAAACCAAAGAAGGUGACUCUCAGAAGGAGCCAAGGACUGCUUUGGUUCUUCAGAGAGGAGAAAUUAGAGAUCCAGGCGUGGUGGAGCUGUGGGAGAGGAGGUGCUGGGGGCAGACCCCUGGCUACGGAUCGGCUGCUCGGGUCAGCCUACGUCGACCUCUCAGCACUGGCAGAGAGGUCCUGGACAGCACAGAGUGUCAGUGGCCUCUAUCCCCUGUUCAGAAGCAAUGCUGCAGACCUGGCAGGAGCUGCCCUGCGUGUCCACAUCAUCCUGGCCUCCCCCUCUGCUGCUCUGCCCAGCAGCCCUCCCUGUGCUGAGGAGGACAACAGCAGUGAAGAGGAAGGCACAGAGAGAAGCCCUGAGGGGAUCCACCAGGAGACGUCUGACCAGCAGACACCCAACAGCAGAAGUCCAGAGCUCAGUGGUGGCAGCAAACCAGCAGGAGAUGAUUUGGAGUUCCUGGAGAGCACCUUUGCUGUCAGCAUCCUCGUGGAGAGAGCAAUGCAUCUGAGUUUGAAAGGGAGUCCUUUGACUGAACGUGAGGUGAGAGCCCCCAGCAGCUGUGUGUCCUUCCCUGUGGCUGGUGCAGAUGUUCCCCUCAGCACCUCAGUGGUAGAGAACACAGACUCACCCCUCUGGGACUUCCAGCAGCAAGCCAGGUUGUCCAAAGAGCUGCUGCUGGAUCCACAGCAGACCUUGGUCUUCAAGGUGUGGCAUAAAGCAGAGUCUGAGCGGGUGAUAGGGUUUGCCUCUGUGGACCUCUCUCCUCUCCUGGCUGGCUUCCAGCUGGUCUGUGGCUGGUACAACAUCAUGGACUUCAGUGGGCAGUGCAGAGGGCAGCUCAAAGUUGCUGUUUCCCCUCUGCAGAACAUCAAUCACCUGAAGGAGGAGAGGCAGGCAAGGAUCAGAGCCCAGCCAGCAACAUCUUCAGUGCAGGGCAGCUUCCCACCACUUCCCACUCAUGCUCCCAGCUUUUCCAAGCAGUUGGUGAACAGCUUGUCCAAGGAAGUCUCUGUUCCCACUCCAAAGAGUCCUGCUGGCCCCCAGAGGCCUCGGCACCAGGAGCACCUCCAGAACGUCCGCAGGUUCCACCUCUGCCUGCAGCAAGCAGGAGGCAACACUCACAGGGCAGCCAGGGUGGGCUCCUUGCCACCAUCACCAUCAAGAGCUGCUCUGCUGACAGCCCUCAGACAAAACCUGAGUGAGCUGGAUGAGGUCCAAAGCUACUUCAGGCAGAAGCUGAGCAGAUCCUUCCCUGACUUCACAGCCAGAGCAGGUGGUGAGGAGCAGGAGAGUGAUCCCCAGGGCUUGGUGAGCAAAGGAACAGAUCCCAAAGGAUCCCAUCUGUGGGAAAGGUCCAGCCAGUUGGUGUCCCAGGUCAGCAGCCUCCUCAAUGACCUGCAGACCAUCUCCAAUAGCAGCAGAGAGUCUCCUGCUGAGCCUCAGGACAGCAGCAGGAGGCUUGGUGCUCCCCAUCUGCCUGAGCAGGAGGCUGAAGAAGCUGGAGGUGAAGCACCUGCAGCCCAGCUGGAGUUGGACACUCCAGAGCCACCCUGCCUGGGAAGAUCUGUCUUUGAGAGACACAUGCUCCAUGAGCUGCUGGCCCAGGCUGUCCCUGAGGAUGAGGAUGGCUCUGCCCAGGGGGAUGAAGGCCCUUUCUCUGCCCAGCCAGCCAGUGAUGAAGAGUAUGAUGAAGACAUCAUAGAGCCACGAGCCCUUAAUGAGGUCACCACCAUGACAGACAGGACCAGCCCUUGGUCCAGUCUGCUCUCUGAAGGGGAGCAAGGUGCUGAGCACCACCUGAGGCCUGCAGAUCAACCCUCAGGAGGUGGUUGCCAAAGAGGAAGCAGCAGCAGCACCUCCUCCAGCCUGCUCCAAGGUGACCCCCAGGCCAUGCUCAGCACCCUCAGCGCCCCCCCAGAGCAGAGCAGUGCUUGGCUGGGGGCAGAAGGCUUCCAGAGCUUCAAGAGGGAAGCUGAAAGGACAGAGGAGGAGCUGCUGCAGCCUGCUCCUUUCUCAGAGGUGCAGCAGGGAGCUGCUGCUGCUCCUCCAGAGGAUGGGAAUUGGGCUGGGGGUGAAGCACUUCACACUCAACCUGUAGAGCAAAAUCAACCUCCUGGAGAACUGGAACUGCCCCCAGCUGUUGGUGUGACCAAUCCAAACCCCAUGGGAAGAGAGGAGCAGGGGAGCCUUGAGGCUGUACAGGAAGGUCAUCAAGGUGAAGAUGAGGAAGGAGGCUCUGAGGAGAUCUCUGUCAGGAGUGUGUCAGCACAGGCAGGCUCAGAAGGAAAUGGGGAAAGCUUUUCUGAUGAGAGCCAGGGAGAAGCCCUGGAGGAGUCAGAGAAGUCCACAGUGGUUUUACCUGAUCCUGUUGUUGUUCCAAACUUCUUCCUUCCCCCCCAGGAGAUGGAGGCCUCCCUGAGGCUGCUCAGCAUUUCUGCUCCACCUUCCACAGCUCUGAAGGCUGUGCCCAGGGGCAUCCCUUACCGGAGGCCAAACCAUCCCAGGCCUGCAGCUGCCCUCUCAGAGGAGGAGGCCAGAAGGAUUGCCAGGAUCUUCUCUGCCCAGCUCUCCAAGAAGGACUAACCCUGGCCACCAGCUG